Messenger RNA from Naegleria lovaniensis, 1137 nucleotides. RefSeq lists its product as uncharacterized. The record is from RefSeq and is a predicted model, not a curated record. Lineage: Eukaryota; Heterolobosea; Eutetramitea; Acrasida; Naegleriidae. The transcript has 3 exons. Gene Ontology annotation, molecular function: blue light photoreceptor activity; FAD binding. The coding region runs from base 1 to 1137 and encodes 378 amino acids.
AUGAAGAAAUCUCGUGGCAGUAGCAACUCCGGUUUACGAAGUCCAGAGCCAGGGUUGGAGCAAAAAGCUUCAUCCUCGAAGGCUCCCACACAAAAGCCACAACCGAAUGUGAUGAUGCGAAUCCAUUAUGCAUCUAGGAAUACUUCAGGAUACAUUACGGAGCAAACGAAAGAGAGUAUUCUGAGAGUAGCGGUACCCAUGAAUGAGAAAUUCAAUAUCACUGGUGUUCUGAUUUGCGUGAAGGAUAUGUUCUUUCAAAUCAUUGAGGGCCCUAAACAACACCUUGAAAUGUUGUUUGAAAAUAUCAUGAGAGACCCUCGCCAUUGUAAUAUUACUAAAUUGGAUUCAACAUUAUUUCAAGAUGAGGCAGAAAGAAUGUUUCCUGCUUGGUACAUGAAACAAUUGGAUGGAAUGUCAUGGUCCUCGGACGAUCUCACGAGUCGAGCUGGUAAAUUUAAAGUUCAGGAUGCAUACUGUGCUUUGAAAAACAUGAUCGCUACAGUGCUCGCCUCAGAGUAUUUAAAACAAGCAAGCAGUUAUAAUAUUUCCAUGUCCAAAGAGGAUGCAUAUUAUGUCAUGAUGGUCGAUUUCAUGCACUAUAAAAAGUUUCUGUACCAUUUACAUCAAAUUGAGGGAGGUUACCAAUUACUUGUGAAAUUUGUAGGGAACAUGUUAGAGAUGAUCAAAAGGCAUGAUGGGAAACAUAUAAUGCUCAUGGAAUCGUCCAUAUUGAUUCUCUUUGAGAAAGAUAUCCCAGACCAUGCCCUCUCAGUGGCCGUUAAACUGUUGGAGAACUUGGACUCUUUCAGAAAGAAUGUGAAUAGAGAAGAAAUGGAAGCAUUCUAUUGCAACAUUGGAAUCACCAAAGCCUUAUUGAAUUACAAGAAAUUGACCUCACUCAACAACUGUAUUUCUAAAGUAUCGAGACUUCAGAAUGCUGCAGAUAGCUGUGCUUACUGUGUUGUUUUCGAUGAGUGUGUUUUUGACAGUGUUGGGCUUAAUAGUGCUUGGAAGUCACAAAAUUUACUUAAGAAGAUUGUUACCGAAGAAGAGGAAGUAGCUUUCACCAUAGUGAACGACAAGAACAUAAAAGUAUCAAAAGAGGAAAUGAUGGAGCUAUUAAAUAGAUUACAUUAA